Molecule: messenger RNA, 673 nt
Organism: Maylandia zebra (zebra mbuna)
Lineage: Eukaryota; Metazoa; Chordata; Actinopteri; Cichliformes; Cichlidae
Gene: lin28aa
Product: lin-28 homolog Aa
Biological process (GO): pre-miRNA processing
Cellular component (GO): cytoplasm; nucleus
Molecular function (GO): mRNA binding; zinc ion binding
Source: RefSeq, a predicted model, not a curated record
CGCUAAAAGGCGUCCAGAGAAAGGGGAGAAACGGCAGCAGUGGACACUGAGAUUAAACCAUAGCUCCCGAACAUGGCAGAAGGAGUGUGUAAAACCGAGGAGGAUGAAGGACCGAGUCCCGAGGAGAAUUCAGAGUCUUUCCACGGGGUCGGUGUGUGUAAAUGGUUCAACGUCCGCAUGGGUUUCGGGUUCCUGUCCAUGACCAGCCGGGAGGGAGAGCCGCUGGACGAGCCGGUGGAUGUGUUCGUCCAUCAGAGUAAGUUGCACAUGGAAGGCUUCCGCAGCCUGAAGGAGGGCGAGGCGGUCGAGUUUACCUUCAAAAAGUCAUCCAAAGGUCUGGAGUCACAGAGAGUGACCGGACCAGGUGGCAUCCACUGCGUGGGCAGUGAGCGGAGACCCAAAGGCAAGAAGGUCCAAAAGCGGCGUUCAAAGGGGGACAGAUGCUACAACUGUGGAGGCUUAGACCACCAUGCCAAAGAGUGUAAGUUACCUCCCCAGCCAAAGAAGUGCCACUUCUGCCAAAGCAUUGACCACAUGGUUGCCAGCUGCCCAAUCAAAGCACAACAGUCUUCACCGGGUUCUCAGGGAAAACUGUUCUCCUCCAAAGGAGACGAGGAGGAGCACAGCCAGCAGGCACCACCUACCGAGACCUCUGAUUAAACACAGGAUCCGA